Molecule: messenger RNA, 318 nt
Organism: Hippopotamus amphibius kiboko
Lineage: Eukaryota; Metazoa; Chordata; Mammalia; Artiodactyla; Hippopotamidae
Product: 60S ribosomal protein L36-like
Exons: 1
Coding region: 1-318 (105 amino acids)
Biological process (GO): cytoplasmic translation
Cellular component (GO): cytosolic large ribosomal subunit; ribosome
Molecular function (GO): structural constituent of ribosome
Source: RefSeq, a predicted model, not a curated record
AUGGCUCUGCCCUACCCCAUGGCCGUGGGCCUCAACAAGGGCCACAAGGUGACCAAGAGUGUGAGCAAGCCGAGGCACAGCUGCCACUGGGGGCACGUCAUGAAGCACACCAAGUUCGUGCAGAACAUGAUCCAGAAGGUGUGUGGCUUCACCCCUUAUGAGCAGCAGGCCAUAGAUCUGCUCAAGGUCUCCAAGGGCAAGCAGAGCCUCAAGUUCAUCAGGAAAAUGGUGGGAACACACAUCUGUGCCAAGAGGAAGAGAGAGGAGCUGAACGAUGUCCUGGGAGCUAUGAAGAAAGCAGCAGCUAAGAAGGACUGA